Lucilia sericata (common green bottle fly) is the source of this 1179-nucleotide messenger RNA. It is a transcript of the gene HLH4C, whose product is annotated as helix-loop-helix protein 1. Lineage: Eukaryota; Metazoa; Arthropoda; Insecta; Diptera; Calliphoridae. Gene Ontology annotation, biological process: regulation of transcription by RNA polymerase II. The coding region runs from base 129 to 623 and encodes 164 amino acids. Gene Ontology annotation, molecular function: DNA-binding transcription factor activity, RNA polymerase II-specific; RNA polymerase II cis-regulatory region sequence-specific DNA binding; protein dimerization activity. The record is from RefSeq and is a predicted model, not a curated record. The transcript is spliced from 2 exons.
AUUAGAACUUGUGAAGUGCAUAUCUCAGAAUUAUUUUCAAAUUAACUUUAAUUUUAAUAAAAACUAUUUUUAAGGAAUAUUAUUAGCAGGAAUAAUUGAAAAAGAAACCACAACAAUACUGCCAAGACAUGGUGUACGACAUGACGCAUAUGGUGCCGUCGCAAAAUAUAGCCUUGGGCCGUUACUAUUUGCAAGAUUUGAAUAAUUUAAAUAAUAAUGUCGAGAAUGAAGAUUAUGCCGAUUUUGAUUUUGAUAAAAGAUAUCAGGCUCGUAUGGAUUGCGAAACGCCUAUUAGUCCUCAAUCGAGCAGCAGCAGUAGACCUGCUCCACCACCUACGCCAGCUCCUAGGCGACGUACCACGCCCAUUACACAUUUAGAUCCAGCCGAAUUAGUGGGUUUGUCUCGAGAAGAAAGACGUCGCCGUAGACGUGCUACUUUAAAGUAUCGUACUGCUCAUGCUACUAGAGAACGUAUACGCGUAGAAGCUUUUAAUGUUUCUUUCGCGGAACUACGUAAGUUAUUACCAACUUUGCCGCCUGACAAGAAAUUGUCCAAAAUAGAAAUUUUGAAAUUGGCUAUAUGUUAUAUUGCUUAUUUGAAUCAUGUUUUAGAAACUCCAUAAAAAGUUCGCUUGAGAUCGAAGAUAAAUUCAAAUGUUGCAAAUUGAAGUUUUAUCAAAAUGAAACAAUUUCCAAAGGUUUUACUUUAUCCGUUUAAAGUCUGAGAACUUAGGAUUUCAACAUAACUAACCACAUCAAUUCAAAAAUACUAUCAUUAUCGUUUUAUUAGAUAUGAUUCCGUACUUUUUAGUUGUCCUGGUUUCAGACAGAAAUAGUUAGAACUUAUCAGAGAAAAAAAUAUAUAUUUUGAAAUUUUGAGUGCGGGAACGAUUUACUGAAAAACCUGAAAUACUGGCGAGAACCGGAAUAUAAUUUUUCUCAAAACCCACAUUUAUAAAAUAAUUAUAUUAUCCUAAUUAAGCCAAAAAAUACUUUUGUUUUUAUGCAAAGAGCAGUCAAAUUAUUAAAUAAGUUAAAUUUUAAGCAUUUAAAUAAAACAUAAUAAACAUAUUAUUAUUUUAACUCUAUGUGAUAUGUGUAUAAUAAAUUUAAUAUUAAUAAAACAAAAAAUUAAAGUAAAAAUCUAAAUUUAAAAAUUGUGUUUCCUUUAUCUAAAGG